This is a messenger RNA of Aspergillus luchuensis, 879 nucleotides long. RefSeq lists its product as uncharacterized. Bases 1 to 879 code for a protein of 292 amino acids. The transcript has 2 exons. NCBI's taxonomy places the organism in Eukaryota, Fungi, Ascomycota, Eurotiomycetes, Eurotiales, Aspergillaceae. The record is from RefSeq and is a predicted model, not a curated record.
AUGAAGACCUCUUUGGCCACUGCAGUUAUGCUCUUUACUUCGGUGCUGGCAGCGCCUGUCCCCAAGGGUAACGCCAACAAUGAGAAUGCCAAUGCGAAGGUAGACAUCCCCACUGGUCCCGGCCCCGUUUGCACCGAUACCGAGAUAUGUCCGUAUGAGGUCAGUGACAGUCAAUAUGCACGCCGCCAGGAGCCUAUCCCCGCCCAUGCCCAGGGAUCUCUGAUUGGAGGUGGACUUGGACGGCGUCAGGAGCCUAUUCCCACUGACGCCAUCAUCUCACUGGCUGGUGGUGGCCUCAAGCGACGUGGUGAUGAGGAUGUCCCGGCUGAGAUCUUGGCCUCCCUGCUUGGGCGCCGCCAGGAGCCUCUACCUGGCGAUGCUCAGAACUCUCUCCUUAGGCUCGGUCUUAAAGGGCUCGGUCUUAAUCGGCGUCAGGAGCCUAUCCCUGCCCACGCCCAGGGAUCUCUGAUCGGAGGUGGACUUGGACGACGUCAGGAGCCUAUCCCCGCCCACGCCCAGGGAUCUCUGAUCGGAGGUGGACUUGGACGACGUCAGGAGCCUAUCCCCGCCCACGCCCAGGGAUCUCUGAUCGGAGGUGGCCUUGGACGACGUCAGGAGCCUAUCCCCGCCCACGCCCAGGGAUCUCUGAUCGGAGGUGGACUUGGACGACGUCAGGAGCCUAUCCCCGCCCACGCCCAGGGAUCUCUGAUCGGAGGUGGCCUUGGACGACGUCAGGAGCCUAUCCCCGCCCACGCCCAGGGAUCUCUGAUCGGAGGUGGCCUUGGACGACGUCAGGAGCCUAUUCCCACUGACGCCAUCAUCUCGCUGGCUGGUGGUGGUCUGAAGAGAAGUGAGAAGGAUGUUAUGGACUCGUACUAA